Messenger RNA from Helianthus annuus (common sunflower), 1313 nucleotides. RefSeq lists its product as uncharacterized. The record is from RefSeq and is a predicted model, not a curated record. Lineage: Eukaryota; Viridiplantae; Streptophyta; Magnoliopsida; Asterales; Asteraceae. The transcript has a single exon. Bases 183 to 1178 code for a protein of 331 amino acids.
UUUAUUUCCAAUCUUUCAGAUGGAGGUCAAACCGUGAAAAAUUAUAAAGAUGCUGACCGUUUACUAUCCUAAUCUUCUUCGUUUACCAUUUCCCGAUCAAACUUAUAGCAUACCCAAACAUUUAUUUUUAAAAAAAACUUGGAUGGACCGAUUAUGGUAAUCAUGAGGUAAGCCUACCACAUAUGAAUCAUCAACAUGAGUUAAUUUUAGUUGACACCGGAAGCAUUGGGUCAACCUCCUCAAAGAUCAAUGAUAUGAUCAUGUGUCACAACCCAAUGAAAAAGAUUGAAUUAUUAUGCAAUGGAUGUGUGAGACCAAUCAUGGAGAUGCCGUUCUACAAGUGUCGGGCCAAAGAAGAUGAGAACUGCAACUUUGCUCUUCAUGAAUGGUGUACUCGGCUUCCAACAAAAGUAGACAACCACCCAGCUCACCCACAACAUCCCCUCCUUCUAAUGACAAACAUCCCCAAUAUGUUUAACAUAUUUCAUUGUUUUGUUUGCCACUUACCUUGCAAUGGCUUUGCUUAUGGUUGUGUCGAAUGUGGAUUUUACGUUGAUGUUACUUGUGGGUUUAUGCCGGAAAGAAUCACACAUGAAUCUCACCCAAAUCAUCUUCUUUCAAUUACGGAGGAUCAGCCGCCCAGUGCAUGGUGUCUUAUGUGUCACAUACCCACAAUUUCCAAUCAUAUUUUGAGUUUUAGUUGCAGCUUUUGUGAUGUGUAUAUUCAUCCGUGGUGUGCUUUGUUCUUGCCUAAGACAAUAAGGCACCCUUAUGACAAACAUCCAAUGCACAUCAGUUACCUCCCAAUUGAAAACCACAAGAGUGAAUACUUUUGUGAAAUUUGUGAGGAGCCACUGAAUCCUCAUAAUUGUUUCUAUCAUUGUGAUGUGUGUAGCCAAUCAGUGCAUCCUGAUUGUGCACCUUUAAUACUUCAGUGUGAAACAGAAACCUAUUCCAGCUAUUAUUACAAAGGAAUCUAUUUGUUUUUAAAUAUGAAGUUUGGGAGCAUUCAUAUGACUGAUGGUCACCCACAUCCUCUAACAUUUGCCCAAGGGAUUGCGAGUGAUGGCGAUUGUAGUGAGUGUGGUUGGAGAUUGCAGUUCAAGAUGAUACUUAGGUGUUCCGAGUGUGAGUUUGCAGUUCAUCACCAUUGUUUUGAAGAAUUGAACAAGUCAUGAAGGUGUGUAUGUUUCAUCUUCCAUGUGCUUUGAAGGCACACAACCUAUCUAUCUUAUCUACUUAAUUCCCACUAUCAAAGUUAAUAAUAUCUUGUAUAAUAAGUAUUGUCGCUACUUUUUCUUGUAUAUCUUUUA